Messenger RNA from Dromaius novaehollandiae (emu), 4536 nucleotides. It is a transcript of the gene USP28, whose product is annotated as ubiquitin specific peptidase 28. Lineage: Eukaryota; Metazoa; Chordata; Aves; Casuariiformes; Dromaiidae. The transcript is spliced from 26 exons. Gene Ontology annotation, cellular component: nucleus; cytosol. Gene Ontology annotation, biological process: protein deubiquitination; DNA damage checkpoint signaling; regulation of protein stability. Gene Ontology annotation, molecular function: cysteine-type deubiquitinase activity; protein binding. The coding region runs from base 280 to 3474 and encodes 1064 amino acids. The record is from RefSeq and is a predicted model, not a curated record.
CCGAUUCUGGUCUGCUAGACGCCUGUGGGAAACACUCACUCGACCUACACCCAAACUUUGCAUCUUCAGAUACCCCGAAAUGCAAUUUCAGUUCACCAGCAAGGAGGAAAUAAAGACCUACAAUACAAGAGCGCAGUUGCUCCAGGCAAAAAUGCCAGCGACCCUUCCUCGGGGCAAGGAGACCCACCGUCCCCUGGGGAGCAUCUGGCUCGGGCACCCGGCGCUCCGAGCGAAGCCAGCACGGUGCAGGAGAAACGAAGACCAGCAAUUGAUUGCCAGAUGCUUUUAAAUCAGUUGAGAGAGAUAACAGGAAUUCAAGACUCAGCCUUCCUUCACGCAGCUCUAAAGGCUGCUAAUGGAGACCUAAUGGAAGCAGUCGGCUUCCUCACGGAGGAGCACGCUCAGGAGCCCACGCAGAACGCUGCUGCUGCCGAACCAUCCACCUGGGAAGGGAGCGCUGCGGGCAAACAGCUUCCGCCAAAUGGCACUGCACUUACCCCUAGCAACAAAGACGACCUCCAGGCAGUCGUUGCUUUCAGCGUGCUAGAAUCACCAAAAGCUCAAGCUGCAGAAAGAGAAGUGGAAAGAGCACAGGAAGCACAUCCCGCUGAGAACAAAAAUCGCUCCAAAAGGAAACGCUGUGAGGUUUGGGGAGAGAAUCUCAAACAGAAUGACUGGAGAAGAGUGGGUGACUGGCCCGUUGGAAUGAAAAACAUUGGAAAUACAUGUUGGUUUAGUGCUGUCAUACAGUCUCUCUUCCAGUUGCCAGAAUUUCGGAGGCUGGUCCUUGGCUACUCUCUCCCACAAAGUGUGCUUGAGAAUUGUCGAAGUCGCACGGGAAAAAGAAAUAUUGCAUUCAUGCAAGAACUUCAGUGUCUGUUUGCUUUAAUGCUGGGGACACAUCGUAAGUUUGUAGACCCUUCGGCAGCAUUGGAGCUUCUAAGGGAUGCAUUUAGAUCAGCUGAAGAACAACAGCAAGAUGUCAGUGAAUUCACACACAAACUACUGGAUUGGCUGGAGGAUGCAUUCCAGCUUGCUGUGGAUGUCAACAGCCCUGGGGACAAAUCUGAAAACCCAAUGGUACAGCUUUUCUAUGGGACUUUCUUGACUGAGGGUGUCCACGAGGGCAAUACUUUUUCCAAGAUUGAAACCUUUGGUCAGUAUCCCCUUCAGGUAAAUGGUUAUCGGAACUUGAAUGAGUGCUUGGAAGGAGCCAUGGUAGAGGGGGAGAUGGAUGAGGAGACAGCAGCUCAGUCAGUGAAAUAUGGACAGGAGCGCUGGUUUACAAAACUCCCACCAGUGUUGACCUUUGAACUCUCCCGAUUUGAGUUCAAUCAGUCCCUAGGACAGCCAGAGAAAAUUCACACCAGGCUAGAAUUUCCCCAGACUAUUUAUAUGGACAGGUACCUCUACAGCAGUAAAGAGCUUAUUCAGAUGAAAAGAGAAGAAAUCAAGAGAUUAAAGGAGAAAAUAGUGAUUCUGCAGCAGAAACUGGAAAAGUACCUGAAAUACGGCUCUGGCCCAACUCGCUUUCCACUACCUGACAUGCUCCAGUAUGUUCUUGAAUUCAUCACUACAAAGCCAGCUGUUGUUAUUUCUUCUGCUCAUGACUCCCGGACAACAGUCCUGCAGUCCCAAGCUGAAUCUCAUGUUUUGGACAGGCUUUCACAGCAGAACAGUAUACCAGAGACAAAGAAUACUAAGACGACUGAAGAUACAGCUUUCUUUUUGGCAAAUUCUUCACCACAACAAAAACUGAGUACACCACUCCAGUCUUCUGAUUCACCAGCAGAAAUAUCUGACCGCCCGGCUCCUCACAUGGUUUCCGAGGAAGAGAUGAACCUUGUUAGGACAUGUCUGCAGCGAUGGAGAAAUGAGAUUGAACAAGACAUGCAAGAUUUGAAAGACUCUAUGGCCAGAAUCAACCUAUCCAUUGAACAAAUGUACUGUGAUCCUCUCCUCCAACAGGUUCCCUAUCGUUUGCAUGCAGUCUUGGUUCAUGAAGGGCAAGCAAAUGCCGGUCAUUACUGGGCCUACAUAUACGACCAGCCUCGAAAAAGCUGGCUCAAGUACAAUGACAUCUCGGUGACAGAAUCAUCGUGGGAAGAGCUGGAGAGAGAUUCGUUUGGAGGCUUGAAGAAUGCCAGUGCCUACUGUCUGAUGUACAUAAGUGAUAACGUGUCCCACUUUGUUGCAGAUGAGGAUGAUGAUUCAGAGGUUGGACAGUUUCAGAAAGAAGUUGAAGCCUUGCCCCCAGAACUGAAACAUUACAUUCAAGAGGACAACUGGCGACUCGAGCAGGAGGCAGAAGAGUGGGAAGAGGAGCAGUCGUGCAAGAUUCCUCAGAUUGAGCCCUCACCUGCUUUUGAAUCUCAGGACCUCUCUUCUGAGUCAGGACCAGAUCAGUCUUCAGUCUGUGAGCAGAGCAUGCGUUCGCUGUCCUCCGAGCAUGCCAUGAUCGCGAAGGAGCAGACUGCCCAGGCCAUUGCGAACACAGCUGAUGCCUACGAGAAGAAUGGCGUAGAGGCGGCUCUCUGUGAGGUGAUGCUGAGUCCAGCCAUGCAAGGUGUGAUCCUCGCUAUUGCAAAAGCCCGCCAGACCUUUGAUCGAGAUGGGUCUGAAGCAGGGCUUGUUAAGGCGUUCCAUGAGGAAUACUCCAGACUCUAUCUGCUUGCAAAAGAGACCCCAACCCCUCAGAAUGAUGCCCGGUUGCAGCAUGUGCUCAUUUACUUCCUGCAAAACAAUGCUCCCAAACAGGUUGUGGAGCGGACCCUUCUUGAGCAGUUUGCAGAUAAAAACCUCAGCUAUGAUGAAAGGUCAAUUAGCAUUAUGAAGGUAGCACGAGCGAAGCUGAGAGAAAUUGGCCCUGACGAUGUUGAUAUGGAGGAGUAUAAGAGAUGGCACGAAGACUACAGUCUUUUUCGCAAGGUGUCUGUUUACCUGCUUACAGGAUUGGAGCUGUACCAGAAUAGAAAGUACCAGGAGUCGCUGACCUACCUGGUCUACGCCUACCAAAGUAACACCACGCUGCUGAUGAAGGGACCCAACAGAGGAGUGAAUGAAUCCCUGAUUGCCUUGUACAGAAGAAAAUGUCUCCUGAAGCUGAACGACGUGGCAGCAUCUCUGUUUGUGAGCAGUGAAGACGCCCGCGUGGCAGAGGGCAUUAACAUCCUGAAUGAGCUGAUCAUCCCCUGCAUGCACCUCAUCAUUAACAACGACAUCUCAAAAGAUGACCUGGAUGCCAUUGAGGUCAUGAGAAACCGCUGGUGCUCCUAUUUGGGACGAGAAGACAUGGACGCAAACCUGCAGCUGAAGCUGGGCGAAUUGCUCCCCAGGCUCCUUGACUGCUCCGCGGAGGUUAUCGUGCUCAAAGAGCCCCCGAAGAUCCGGCCCAACUCCCCCUACGACCUCUGCAGCCGCUUUGCAGCCGUGAUGGAGUCCAUUCACGGGGCCUCAACGGUGACUGUAAAGUAGAUGGCUGACUUCGCAGCUUGCCGUGGUAUACUGUAAGGCACCCGACUGCACAGAAUCCUUCCGUCAGGCAAUAUCUCGAUGGGAGAGGGAGGAGGACAGGUGAUUCGUAUUCAGACCUGUAUCUUUGUGUAUAUAUGAAUGAAUAAAAAGCAGUAUUGCACUUUUAAGAUAAAAUGUUAUGUGAUAAUGCAAAGGACGUGAACCACUGUAGUAAUACAACACAGUUAAGUAUCUGGCAAUGCCAUCUGCCUUUUAUCCCCAAGACUGUACCAGAAGGUUAUUCUGUUCUGGCAACUUUCUAGACCGUCCAGCAGGCAAAAUCCCUGGGACUGUGAAAAUAGCAGAGCAAGAGACUGGUUCAUCUGGUGAGCCAAGCUGUUAACUGUCAUUUAUCUGUCAAAGACAUUUACAUCUUCCUAAAUUAUAUAUAAAAGCUAUCAAAGAUUAUCAAUUCGGAUCUUGCCAAGCUACUGCUCGCAGAGGUCUGGAUUGCGUGACCAGGGAGCAGAGAGGAACGAUGGCUCACAGGGUAUAUAAUGUGGGCAGUCAUGCAUGCAGCUGCAUAUUUUCAUUGAGUGAAGGCAGACAGGCCUUUGCCUUUUGUGCUUUAACUGGCAAAAGAAAAUAUGCAGGACCCUUCCUCUGAGAAAGGCAAAAGCAAAUAACGGCAGUGCCAGGAGACAGGACAGAGCUUUAAAGAUUGUCUCCUGCACAAUUGUGCUGCAGUGAUAGCAUACUAGUUAAAGUAAGUACCCCCCCAAAGGAAAUUCCCCUCUUGGAUCUGAAAAUAAACAAUUUCUCCCCUCUGGUGGAUUUUUAAUGUUGGAUUGGUGAUGAUGAUAACUACAAAGGCUAGAAUCAGCUCUUAGGUUUCUUAUUAUCCCUCUGUAAAAAUGUGCCCCGUUUGAAUUUCCUUUUCCAGGCAGCCUGUAAUUACAUUUGAACUAUGGCAGUUGUUUCAACCAAAUGUUCUGAGUAAGUGGAGGGGGGAAUCCUGUUUGUUAGGACUAUGCAGGUUUUAUAAAAGUGCAAUAAAAGCAUUUGUUCUAUUUUAGAAUGAAA